This is a messenger RNA of Darwinula stevensoni, 863 nucleotides long. Lineage: Eukaryota; Metazoa; Arthropoda; Ostracoda; Podocopida; Darwinulidae. The record is from the annotation of a GenBank genome assembly.
AUGAGUGCCUGGGAUGGAGGGGUUAUUCACGAUCGAGAACUUGACAUGCGGAUCUGUCGCGUCGAACUCGACGGCCUCCGCCUGCAGAUCCUGCAUUCGGGUGAGAGCUCACGGGGCGCCGGCUACGUGAACCUCCUCUUCUUCCCCCCGGCGCGGAUGAGCAGCUUCCUCUCCCACCUGAGGGACAGCUGCUUCACCUCCACCUACUUCAACACGACCGCCGGCACCGCCGGCAACAAGAUCAUCGCGUGCAGCAGCGACGCCAACUGCAACAGCCUUUGCACCUGCACUUCUUCCAACUGUUAUCUGAAAACUCUGGGAACGACGAGGUUCUCAUUGAGGAGCAACUAUAAUAACUUCCUGAGUUGCCUCAGGACGAUCAGUGGCUGAGAUGGCGAUGCAAGAAUUUUGCUUCAAAUAUUGCUUCACUUUCAGCAUUUUCAUCCUUUUCAUAAUUUUUUUUUUUAACUUGCAGCAGACCUUGUGAUGAUGAGACGGGUCCGAGGAUCCUCCAUAUUCGCCUCGGAAUUUUUCGCGAACUGAAAUUUUUUUCUUUGAGUCCUGAAAGUACUUUUUUCGGUCACGAUUCCCUGACACAUUUUGAAGCUGAGCACCUGAAUGUGAAAUCCUUUUCGAAAAUCAAAACUGCACAGGCGUUUCUGAAACGAAGGCACUAAAUAGUAAAUAAAUAAUACAAAUAAUAAAUAAAUAACAUCGCUAUUUUCAGAAACGGUUCAGUAAAGAGAGAAAGAAUAAAAGCUGUAAAAUAAACCCAGUAAUGCGAAAAGUGACAGGAGUUCUGAGACACCCAAAACCUCAACAUAUACAUUUUCCAUGAUGGAAAAGAUUCCUUUGAAGUGCUG